Messenger RNA from Tympanuchus pallidicinctus (lesser prairie-chicken), 2340 nucleotides. It is a transcript of the gene TMEM71, whose product is annotated as transmembrane protein 71. NCBI's taxonomy places the organism in Eukaryota, Metazoa, Chordata, Aves, Galliformes, Phasianidae. The transcript is spliced from 8 exons. The coding region runs from base 1342 to 2340 and encodes 332 amino acids. The record is from RefSeq and is a predicted model, not a curated record.
GCAAACCACACUGCCUAUUGUUCCCGAGUGUAUGAACCAGUCCUUUUCAAGAUGUAUGGAAUGUCACAUGUUACAGCAACACCACGAGGAAGUAAAUUUGUGCACAUUUGUCUGGGCUUUUGAUAAAAACACUUUGGUGUGGAAGGAUUGUGGGUGGCUGACAAAACUUGGGGUUAGAUCUGCUAACCUAAACACCUGUUGAGUUUUUCCUGCAUUCUCAUUUAGUGUUCAGAUAAACCUCUUUUUUUGAGUGUAAUACUUUGCAUAAUUGAAAGUCAUGAUUGUAUGCAUGAUACUGUAUGCCUACAGUAAGAAAAAAUCUUUCAGGAGCUAAUUGUGUAUGAAACAUAGGUCUACAACAUGUCAGUCAGGGAAACAUGCAAUGCCUACCUUUUGGGCAGUUUGUUGUGUGACAUUCUGGCUGAUGCUGCUUGACAUCUUGUACCUCCACUCCAGAUUGUUUUUGCCUGGAGAAAAAUAUAGAGCGUGUUGGUUUUUUUUCCCACUAGAAAGUGAAAUAUGUACUUUUGGAAUGUUAGAGAAACAGUAUGCAUGGGAAUAGCAUACUGGGACUACCAAAGGGGGAAUGCUGACCUUUAUGCAUUUUUUUUGCCUCAGCUCGUACUUCAACGUUAAAAAAAAUCCUGUCAUUCAUCUAUCUUCUCUCACAGGGGAAUGACAGGCAUUUACUAAUAGCAUGAUGCUCUAAAGAUACCAGAGAGAUAAGGAAAGAUUGUGUCAUCUAUAAUUUUAUGUAGCAACAGAUAUAAAUCUGUUAUAAAUAUAUAUAGAUAUAUCCCUCUGCUUAGCCAUUGCUCAUAUUUUGUAAGAUUGACUCUGACAGCUGCUGAACAUCUGGCAGCAUUUUGCAAACUUGAGCCGUGGUAAUCCAGACAAAUCCUAUUUAUUUCCUUAGUUUCCUGCCACAAAGUUAGUGUCAAUUUUUGUCACUGUCUCUAUCCCUAUGCCUAUUGUGGCAUGUCAGCAAAUUUUGUCUGAAAAAAUGACAAAAUGAAAUGCCUUACUGAUAAUGGUGGUCCUUCCAUUCCUCUCUGUAGCUAUAACAAGUAUGUGCACUAUUUUCAGCAUGAACCAGACUUCUGGGCAAACACCAUUCAAAUUACUGUAGCUAUUGCUUUUGUACCAAUAAUUAUAUACCCCAAAGUAAUAACCUGCACGGAUAUUUGACUAUAGCCAGCUCUGAUUCUGUGCUGUCCUGACUGAGGUGAUGCUAAACAGUCCUGCCAGAGUCAGUGUCUUUCCUCCAUCCUUUUAUUUUUCUCUUCCUAUGUUUUUGUUUAGCUUAUUCAUGGUCUUUUGAUUUCCACAAGGUGCCUGUCAAUGAAGACCUGUCAACUGGGGAAGUUGUCAGUAAAUAUGAUAAUGACUCUUUCUUAUUUGGCCUCUGUAGGUUCAACAGUGCUUGAUGGAGAACACAAGCACAGCCUCUCGGAACAUAUUUAUCAGAGUUAUGCUUGCACGUUUCUCGAUGAUGGCACUGCCCACAGGUGCUGCUCCACAAGCCCUUUGGGAGGCUCCCUCUUCACAUGUCGCCGCAGCCCUCGGCUGCUUUCCAAUGGUUAUUACAUUUUGACAGAAGACAGCUUUCUGUCUGAUGAAGAUGGCAACAUAACACUGUCACCAUCCCAGACAAGUGUUACCUAUAAAGAGAACUCAGUUCGGAUAUUCCGUCGCAGGAAGAAAAUGCGAGGCUCUCUUGCCAGUUUGUUCAGUUUCAGUGCCUCCAGCCAGUGGCUCAGCAGCACCAUUCUCAACACUAUGGAUUCCUCCCAUGUAGACGAUCCUUGGCCUGACAAAUGCAGUGAACUACAGCCCAGUCAGACUGAUACUGACAACUCAGACCUUUCUUGUGAAUAUAACAUCUUAGUGCCACAAGGGCAAAUUCCAGCAUCUAUUGGAGCCUCUCUUACCAAAGAUGAGGAGUUUAUUGAGCCUGGGAAAUCACUGUGUGCCUCUCCAUUUAUAAUAAAUGAAAAUAAAGAUACACUGAACAAAGCAGAAUCCAAUUCAGUGCCAAAUUUUCUGGCUCAGAUUGCUGCACUGAUGGUGUGUUUAAUCAUUUCAGUAUGUACAAGGUGUUUUCUGGGAGGAUUUUCUGCCAUUUUGUUGUUGAUAAUUUUAGUCUUUCUUGUAUCCCAAGAUGCUGCUCUGUCAUCUUUCUUCAGUCUUGUCACAUCUUUCAAAACAACUAAGUUUGAAGAGGCACUGGGAACACCUGGAAGACAUUCACAUCUACAUUGUGACAAAGGCACUGACUGCAGUACUUCCCAAACCACACAACACGAGGUUAAGGUGCUGUGCAUUGCAGAGGACAGCUGA